This is a messenger RNA of Anoplopoma fimbria (sablefish), 1748 nucleotides long. RefSeq names its product eukaryotic translation elongation factor 1 epsilon 1 (gene eef1e1). The record is from RefSeq and is a predicted model, not a curated record. The coding region runs from base 31 to 552 and encodes 173 amino acids. Gene Ontology annotation, cellular component: aminoacyl-tRNA synthetase multienzyme complex; nucleus; cytoplasm. The transcript has 4 exons. Lineage: Eukaryota; Metazoa; Chordata; Actinopteri; Perciformes; Anoplopomatidae. Gene Ontology annotation, biological process: positive regulation of DNA damage response, signal transduction by p53 class mediator.
CCCUGCACUGCCCCUCCGACAGUCAGAAACAUGGCGUUGCGGGAAAUAUCAUCGCUGGAGAAAUAUUUAGGAUUGAAAAAGCCGAACAAGUACAGUACACAGGGGGACAAAAAGGUCCCUGUGCUACAGAAUACUAAUGUUCCUCCACUGGUAGGCUUGGUGACCAUCGCCUGUCACCUGGUGAAAGAGGCCAAGCGCCCAGAGCUGCUGGGAGACUCUGCAGAGAGCAGGGCCGUGGUGCAGCAGUGGCUGGAGUACAGAGUCACCAAGCUGGAUGGCUGCACAAAGGAAGACAUCAAGACCAUACUGAAGGACCUCAACCUCUACCUGCAGGACAAGGUCUACAUGGCCGGCAACCAGUUCACCUUAGCUGACACUUUCAUGUUCUAUGGAAUCCAUCCGCUCAUAGUGGACUUGGCCGUCCAGGAGAAGGAGCAGUAUGUGAAUGUGACACGAUGGUUCGACCACAUUCAGCACUACCCCGGCAUCCGGCACCCCCUUCCUCCCGUAGUUGUGCUCAAGAACAGAAUUUACACCAGCAAACACCACUGAGACCUGACACCCCCACCCCCCUCUCCCCCAAACCUGACUAGUCACAAUCUCAUCCGUCUUUUGGACCGGACCCGGGCUAAAAGUCUCCUAAAAUCAUCACGUUUCCACAUAGUCAUGGUUAUCCAAGAUUUGUAUUUCUGUUGUUCAUAUCAUGAUUCCUGCCUUUAUGUUUUGUCCUGGUGACAUACAUGACCUCUGCCUGUUUGCUGUUUGGAUCUUCUACAAUAGGUGUUUAACCUUGAAAAUCAGUAAAGAGCUGUUUUAGUGUAGGCGGUACUGAAACUCCAUUAAAGGAUUGCUAACUAAUAAAAGCCAAAUCAGUUCAUAUUCAAAAAGAAAUGUCAGUGUUUUUAAUAAUUUCAUGCCCAGUGCCAUUGGCUGUUGACUUUAACUUAAUCAUUCAACACUUUUCACAAGAAGUUUGGUGUCUUAACCCUUAUUCUGCAUUUGGGAGCAAAAAUGUUACGUUGCUCUUAUAUGCUUUUUGUUUGUCAUUUUUUUUGCGUGCGUUUUUCACUUUUGGAAGUCUCGUUUGUUUGGUUGCCUUGCAAAGGGAAGUCUGUACGGGUUUGCGGGGAAAACUGCUGCUAGCUUGUUUCUAUUUAUAAAUGGUGGUUGAAUGGUGAUUUAUUUUGUCUAAUCUGAACUAUGAACAUGCGAUUACAAGUAUUAAAAGAAGCCUUCAGAGAUGUUACUUAACUGACAGUACAUUAUGUCCCAAGCGCAAGCAGCCUCCUUUAGGCCAUAUGAAAGCGUUUUCAACACCAGUUUAUCCAAAUACAUGUGGUUGCUGGUUCAACAUCAUGACCCCGUAAUGACCACAGUCACUCUGCCAUCUCUCUGCCCUGAUGAUUAAAGAGGUCCCUCUCAGCUCUCAUCCCUAUCAUGACUGUGGCGUUGGUUUGUUUUUCUUAGGAUUUUAUGUUUUUCGCAUGCAACUCUCAGCCAUUUCACUGGACAGUUCAGCAUGUGUGUGUGUGUGUGUGUGUGUGUAUUCCUGAUUGCAUCCACUUCCACACCACCAGCCGUGUGGGCAGCAGUGAGCAGUUGAGCGUCAGCCUCGGAGUCAGAGAUCAGAGUGAGGCUCCAAUCAGUCCCACUACCACCACUGUUGAUGCUGCAGGCCAGAGAGAGGGCAGCGGGCUCACCAGCUGCCACACAGAUCCAGCCAGCCAAGGCCAGAACCGGGGCCCCUG